AUGGAUCAUGCUUUUUCAAUAGCUUCACUGUUAGAUGGUAAUAAAACAAAAUUAUUGAACAAUCUAAAUUAUACAAAUAAUGAUGAACAUAUCUAUGAUAAUGCUCAAAGUACAGUUGGUAAUAAUUCAAAUUGUAUUAUGCACGGUGAAAACAAUAAUACACAUAAUCUAUUUUUACAAAAUAACAAUUCUUUUCAGACAAAUUCACUGUGUACAACAAUGAUUUCUAAAGUGAAUUUACCGUUUGGUAUAACACGAUCAACAAGGUCAGUAAAUGACUCUAUUUUCUGUUCUAAAUUACACCAUGAUGAUUUUCAUGAUUUAAAAAAUCCAUCCGACUCAAUUCAAAGACAAGAUGUUGAUGAAAAUGAUCGAACCUCUUUAAGACAGAAACAUCAAGGGAAUAAUGAUAGUACUAAUAACAAGAAUUCCGAAAACCAUUCAUCAAUGGAUCAAAUCGAUUGGACAUUUAACAAACAUUAUCAAAAUAAGAAUGAAUCAAAUCUUAAUGAAACCUGUAACAAUAAUACCUAUAGUUCGGAUCAUACUUUGCAGAAAAAUAACGAAUUAAUUUCCUUGUUCACUCACAUCAAUAAGAUUAGACGUGACCAUGAUAAUAAUAGUAAUGAUAACAAUACAGUUGAUAUUACUUCCACAACUGCUAGUAAUACGAUCGAUAAUUUUACUGAAACAUUGAUCAGAAAGUGGUCUACAAAUGAUGCACAAUUAAAUUUAGUCACCAAAUCACUUUAUGAUACUUCGAAUAUACAUGAUGCAAAUGACAAUUAUAAAAAUGGUAGUUUUAAUACAAAAAAGUUUGACAAAGCUUGA
This is a messenger RNA of Schistosoma mattheei, 831 nucleotides long. NCBI's taxonomy places the organism in Eukaryota, Metazoa, Platyhelminthes, Trematoda, Strigeidida, Schistosomatidae. The record is from the annotation of a GenBank genome assembly.